AUGAAGCCUACCCGCGUGCCCGCGGAGCGAGUGGACAACAUCUUCUUUAAGAAGCUCGGCGUCGAAUUCCGCCUCGCGUCCGCCAAGGACGUGCAGGAUGCGAGCCGACGCGGCGAUGGGCGGCCAGGAUCCGACGGCGAGGACGACAGCGGCGGGUUCGGAGGGGACGGGCUGUCGCUGCCUCCCGGCGGGCCGCGCCUGGCGGUUUCCAACAAGUUCGGCGUCUCCGUACUCGCCGGCGCUUGCGGCUUCUACGCGGCGCACACGCGCGAUCUGCUCGUCGUCGCCAUGGGCUACAAGCGCCGCGCCGAGGCGGGCGACACGUUCCUCGACGCGCCGCUCUACGCCGGCGCUACAGCCGUGCGGCGCUACCGCCAAGACGGCGUCACGGCUGUAGCGCUGGCGGCGGACGAGCUCACCCUGGCAGUUGUAGCGGGCGCGCGCGUCGCGCUCUACAGCCUGCCGGCGCUGGUGGCGCCGUCUCCAGUGCUCAAAACGGACGAGGAGAGAUGGGUAUGCGUCGCUCUGGCGGCUGUAGCGCCGGCAGCAACGCGGAAGCUCUUUCGUGCCUCCCCACUUCCCUCCCUCCUUCACCUCCCCGCUUCCCUCUUAAACCCCUCUCCCACUUCUCCCACCUCUUCCAACUCCCUCCCUCUUCCCCGUCCCCCGCACGCCCAGGCGCUGGUGGCGGAGGGGGCGGCGUGCAAGGCGGCGGAGGCGAGCGGCGCAGCAGCGCGCAUGGAGAGCCCCCCCGCGCCCCUGCACACUGUGAACGUCGCGGAGGGCCUGCAGGGCGCGGGACGGGGCGGAGAGGGGGAGGAGGGCGCGCGCGUGGCGGAGUGGGGGUGGAACCCAGAGGUGGCGGGGAGCUUCAUGGUGCGCACAGAGGGGGGGGUGGUGCUGGCAGGGCGCGUGGGACAGGCGGGACUCAAGCUCGUUGCUGAUGGCGCCGCUGCUGGUGCUGUGCGGUGCUGUGAGCAGCCUGAGUGCCUUGCCUCCGUGCUUCUCUCCCAACAGAGCCUCUCUCCCUUCCACCCGUCACCCCCUCCCCACCCUUUUUCCCAUCACGCCCUCUCAGCCGCGUGGAGCCCUUUCGGCAUGUUCCUGGCGGUGUGCUCUGCUGUGUGGUUCUAUGAGAUACUCCGCGUGGAGCCCCUGCGGCAUGUUCGUGGCGGUGUGCUCCCCGGUGAGGUGCUGAGUACCCAACCCAAGUGCUUUGACCUCUUGCUGUUGUCCCACACCUCCCUCAACCUCCCCCCUGUCAGCCGCGUGGAGCCCAUGCGGCAUGUUCCUUUCAGUGUGCUCCACCUCAGCGCGCCUCACCUUCCACUCCGACCUGCUGCUGCCGCUCUUCUCGCUCUCUCUCCACCUGCCCCCUCUGGGCGAAUGCCCCACCGCGGGUGA
Molecule: messenger RNA, 1404 nt
Organism: Closterium sp. Yama58-4
Lineage: Eukaryota; Viridiplantae; Streptophyta; Zygnematophyceae; Desmidiales; Closteriaceae
Source: the annotation of a GenBank genome assembly